AAGGUGCAAACGCCCAUGCAGCCGCUCAGGGAGAGGAUAGUGGUUAGAGGCGAAGCUGGAUGGAUGGGUAUGGGGAAAGGGGCAAGAGCGGAUGCCCUGCGACUGCUCCAGACCCUCUUCCUCUCCCUCUGCGUCUUCCCAACAGGGAUGUCUCCGUGCAAAAUCAUGAAGUGCAACUCUGAAUUUUUGGCCGCCACCUCGGGGCCUCACCACCUGGGCGCCGAGGAGGCCCCUGAAUUCUGUACCGCUUUGCGCACCUACGCUCACUGCACCCACCGCACAGCCCGGACGUGCCGGGGGGACUUGGCUUACCACUCCGCCGUCCACGGCAUCGAUGACCUCAUGGUCCAACACAACUGCUCCAAAGAGGGCCCCACCGCCCCGCCCCGCCUCCGCCCCCCGCCCCGGGGAGACAGCCAGGAGCGCUCGGACAGCCCGGAGGUCUGCUAUUAUGAGAAGAGUUUCCACAAACACUCCCCCCCUCCCAACUACACCCACUGCGGGCUCUUUGGGGACCCCCACCUGAGGACUUUUUCGGACACUUUCCAGACGUGCAAAGUUCAGGGGGCGUGGCCUCUCAUAGACAAUACCUACCUGAACGUACAGGUCACCAACACCCCUGUUUGGCCCGGAUCCGCGGCAACCGCCACAAGCAAGCUCACAAUCAUCUUCAAGAGUUUCCAUGAAUGCGUGGACCAAAAAGUCUACCAGGCAGAGAUGGACGAGCUCCCAGCGGCAUUCAUUGACGGCUCCCAGAACGGUGGUGACAAGCACGGAGCCAACAGCCUGAAGAUCACUGAGAAGGUAUCGGGUCAACACGUUGAGAUCCAGGCCAAGUACAUCGGAACCACCAUCGUGGUGAGGCAGGUUGGCCGCUACCUCACCUUUGCUGUGCGGAUGCCUGAGGAGGUAGUCAACGCCGUGGAGGACAGAGACAACCAGGGCCUCUACCUCUGUCUGCGGGGCUGUCCACUCAAUGAACAAAUAGAUGUUGAGGCCAUCCGCUCCGCUGUGCAGGCCCCCGAAAGCCAGCCUCGCCCUAAAGGGCGGGCCUUCACUCACGACACGGCUACGGCCAAAUGCCGAGAGAAGCUGCCCGUGGAGGACGUGUACUUCAAAUCCUGCGUCUUUGACCUCUUGACCACGGGGGAUGUCAACUUCACCCUUGCGGCCUACUACGCCUUCGAGGACGUCAAGAUGCUCCAUUCCAACAAAGACAAAUUGCACUUGUACGGACAGCCCAGGAACGCGGCUCCCUCCCGGCGACCCGUUCCACUUUUGCUUCUCCUAGCCGUGCUGGGGUAUUUGAGCCACUUCUCAGCCGUUUCCCUAUAGGCCUUCACCUCGGCAGAGACAACCACAGACAAAAUCGUAGUACUGAUACAAGCUGAGCCAUCUGGGAGCGAAUGGUUGCGUCGCCUCUCUGAGCGAGUUGUGGACCUCCUUGCGGGACAGCAUUUUUCUUCCGUUGUGAAGAGUUUCUGUA
Molecule: messenger RNA, 1486 nt
Organism: Heteronotia binoei (common prickly gecko)
Lineage: Eukaryota; Metazoa; Chordata; Lepidosauria; Squamata; Gekkonidae
Gene: RGMA
Product: repulsive guidance molecule BMP co-receptor a
Exons: 4
Coding region: 16-1335 (439 amino acids)
Biological process (GO): BMP signaling pathway
Cellular component (GO): plasma membrane
Molecular function (GO): coreceptor activity
Source: RefSeq, a predicted model, not a curated record